CUCUCUCUGCACAGAGUGAGCUGUGCUCCUCUGAUUUAUUUUGAGGUGGUCGUAUCACAGCUGUUGUAUCUGUGGUGGAUGCCUGGCCUGAGCCCCUCGACACUCUUCCUUUUCCCCCACUGGCCCUUGGUCCUGGCCCUUUACAGAAACCAACUCUUUCCCUGUCAGUACUAGCUCAUAAUAAUGGAGGCUUGUCAGGAGAGCAGCCCUACACCCACAGGUCCCGAGGCGUCACCAGCCAAGGGUCGGCACAUUGACCUGACAGAGGACCUGGGCCAGCAGCUGGAGGACAUCAUUAGCACCUACCAGGCAGCCGAGAUUCCCGCUGAGCCAGAGGACACGGAGGAGAUCACAUCCGUCAAAGAGGCGGACGCCCGCAAGGACCAGAAACUGGAGAAAAAGAUGCUCAAAAACCUAGGAAAGGAAGCCAUGCUGCUGAUGCAAAGUUUGAACAAACUCAACACUCCAGAACAGAAACUGGAGGCCAUCAUCAAGAAGCACGCUGAGCUGUUGGAGGAGCAUCGCAGUGAUCAGAAACAGCUGAAGGUUCUGCAGAAGAAAUUGCUCCAAGUGAUGAAGGAGAAGGACCAGCUGCAGAGCGAGCACAGCCGGGCUGUGCUGGCUCGUAGUAAACUGGAGGGGCUCUGCCGAGAGCUGCAGAGGCACAACAAGACCUUAAAGGAGGAGACCCUGCAGAGGUGCAGAGAGGAUGACCUGAAGAGGAAAGAGAUCACCACCCACUUCCAGGGGACGCUCAGUGAGAUUCAGGCCCAAAUUGAGGAACACAGCAGCCGUAACACCAAGCUGUGCCAGGAGAACAGCGCUCUGGCAGAGAAACUGAAGGGGCUCAUUUCACAAUACGACCAGCGAGAGGCGAACCUGGAAAAGGUCUUCAAACACAGAGACCUUAAAGAAAAGCUGCUGGAAACCAAACUCACACAGGCUAACAUGAUACUGAAGGAGGCAGAGGAGAAGCACAAGCUGGAAAAAGAGCAUCUGCUUAAACAGGCGGCAGAGUAUAAAUUGCAAGUGAAGGUCAUGAAGGAGCAAGAGAUCGAUAUGAAGACCCAGCUCGAUAUGUACUCCAAGAAGUUUGAUGAAUUCCAGGGCACGGUAUCAAAGAGUAACAGUGUCUACAGCAGCUUCAAACAGGACAUGGACAAAAUGGCCAAGAAAAUGAAAAAGCUGGAGAAGGAGUGCCAGUCAUGGAAGACUCGCUUUGAUGGCUGCAACAAGAGUCUCAUUGACAUGGUGGCAGAUAAAGCGAUCAAGGAAAAGGAGUUUGAGCUUGUCACAAUCAAGAACCACAAGCUUGAGAAUCUGUGCAGGGCUCUACAAGAGGAGAGGAAGAGUCUUUAUGAGAAGAUGCAGGGAGCCGGAAGUCAACCAGACGUCAACACCGCUGAACCCACAGAGAAGGAGGUCUCUGAGAUGCAGGCGACCCCUAAAGACCCAAAAGAUGACCACCCUGUCCAGAAUACUGAAUCCCCUGCCACUGCUGCCCCCACUGGGACCCUGACACUCGAAACUCCACUGACCAAGGAACUGGUUAACCUGAAAGCCGAGCAGGCCCGUCUGAAGGAGAUUGCCGGUUCCUUCACAAUCUCUCAUAUUAUACCCACAGAAACAGUCGCUAGCCAAUCACAAGGACACUUUGAGAGCGUCCUGGAGUCAGAGGACAACUACAUACGGGAGAGCAACAGUGAACACCUCCAGGAGGCCAAGGAGGAUGGAUCCCAAGAACAGAGAGAUUUGGAAAUGGAGUCAGUUGAUUAAUGCUUCAACUACUGUGAAAAGAAACCUGGUCCAUGUGAGAUUCAGAGCAAUAAAAUGAAAAAUGCUGGAUUUAGUGUUCAUUGUCUGACCUGAUAUGGCAAGAUUUAAGAGAAGCUUUGUUUUAUGUCCUUCAUCAGGCCUCACUACAUUACAACUAAGCCGCUUAAUGGCUUGGCAUGAAACUCUCCCGGUUGAUCAUUCG
This is a messenger RNA of Xiphias gladius (swordfish), 1978 nucleotides long. It is a transcript of the gene txlnbb, whose product is annotated as taxilin beta b. Lineage: Eukaryota; Metazoa; Chordata; Actinopteri; Istiophoriformes; Xiphiidae. Bases 184 to 1776 code for a protein of 530 amino acids. The record is from RefSeq and is a predicted model, not a curated record. Gene Ontology annotation, molecular function: syntaxin binding. The transcript is spliced from 10 exons.